AUGCUAUUCGCUCCAAGUGGACCUCAGAGUCCCCGUCGACGUAGUCGCAUCAAGGCUAUCUUCCUCACCAUCUUCAUCGUCAUCGCCCUAUACCUACUCUUCUUCGCAAAUACAACCACCUCCAAGUUACCCGUCAAAACUGCAACUGGCACCUAUGCGGAUCGACAUGGAGCUGCCACAACAUCUAAACCUGCAGGCGAGCUGGCUCGCCCUGCCCCCAGUGGAAAGGUCAUGGUCGUGGCUAGCAUGAAGAAGGAUGACACGUCCUGGCUGCGACAGAACUUCCCCGACUGGUCCAAGAGUAUUUAUGUCGUGGACGACAAACACGCACCGUUGACGGUGGCCUACAACAAGGGACGCGAGUCCAUGGUUUAUCUUUCAUACAUCAUUGACAAUUACAACAAUCUGCCGGAAUCAAUGCUUUUUAUCCACUCGCAGCGCUACCAGUGGCAUAACGACGACCCAUACUACGAUGGAAUCCCGCCGCUUCAACACUUCCAGGUCCCAUAUCUGCAAGAGCAGGGAUACGUCAAUCUGCGCUGCGUCUGGACUCUGGGAUGUCCGACCGAGAUCCGCCCUCUCACCGAUACGCACCGCAACGACGUCCACGCAGGCGAAUACUUUAAGCAUGGCUUCAUGGAACUAUUCCCCGAUACACCAGUGCCCGAGGAGGUGGGUGUGUCGUGCUGCGCGCAGUUCGGAGUCUCUCGCGCCAAGGUUCUGGAGCGACCGCGCAGUGAUUAUGAGCGCUAUCGUGCGUGGCUAUCGACCACUCCUUUACAGGAUGAUCUGAGCGGUCGGAUCAUGGAAUAUUCAUGGCAUAUGAUAUUUGGGAUGAAGCCUGUGCAUUGUCCAAAUGCCAAGGAGUGUUAUUGCAAGGUGUUCGGACUGUGCGAUCUGAAUUGCCCGUGGGAGGGCGGCUGCGAUGACCGCUAUGCUUUGCCACCAUAUUCCUCGCUACCCAAAGGGUGGCCCAAGAUUGGAUGGAAGGGUCAAGAACAGGACACCUCGCAUGGACUGCCGGAAACUUGA
Molecule: messenger RNA, 1032 nt
Organism: Penicillium brevicompactum
Lineage: Eukaryota; Fungi; Ascomycota; Eurotiomycetes; Eurotiales; Aspergillaceae
Product: DUF3431 domain-containing protein
Exons: 3
Coding region: 1-1032 (343 amino acids)
Source: RefSeq, a predicted model, not a curated record